Myripristis murdjan (pinecone soldierfish) is the source of this 1153-nucleotide messenger RNA. RefSeq names its product transcription factor HES-7-like. The record is from RefSeq and is a predicted model, not a curated record. Gene Ontology annotation, molecular function: protein dimerization activity. Bases 66 to 977 code for a protein of 303 amino acids. The transcript is spliced from 4 exons. NCBI's taxonomy places the organism in Eukaryota, Metazoa, Chordata, Actinopteri, Holocentriformes, Holocentridae.
GCUGUGGCAGAAAUCUGACUCAAGUCUUCCUGGCUGUGGACAUUAAACCAAACAGACAAGAAAUCAUGACAAGAAAAGUACAAAAUCCAAAUCUGGAUCAUGCAAAAAGUCGAAAAAGGAUACUGAAACCUGUUGUAGAGAAAAAGAGAAGGGAUCGGAUAAAUCAAAGUCUCGGGGAGCUGAGAACUUUGUUGUUGAAUUAUACAUCUGAUGUGCGACUGCAGAAUCCUAAAAUAGAGAAGGCAGAGAUCCUGGACUUGGCUGUGGAGUAUCUUCAAAAGUGGACUGACAGGAGGAGCAUGAGCACUGAUUCUGCAAAUGGAAAUUCUGGUCAGGCGAAGGAUCCGUUUCCUCCCCUGGUAAGACCUCCUCUCUCCUCAGAGUCCGGCGCCCCUACUCUUUUCAGCAUUGAGAAUGCAGGCUUUCAGCAGUGUAUGGCCCAGCUGGCUAGCUACAUGCACAAAAUAUCACCAGCAGAGAGGAUGAAUCUGAUCCAGGAGCUGAACGGUCACAUGGAGAGCCAGUGUCCAAACGGCCUCAAACCAGAGACGGCUACAGGGCCCAACACAGCAUCUGUGGAUAGGAGUGUGUGCAGCUCUGAGAGGAGAGAGGAGUCUCAUCACUCCUCGUGUCAACCUGGAACUCUCUCUCCCUCCAUAGGCCAUGACUACUAUCUCUCCCCGCCCAUUUCUCCCUACCUCUCAUCUCCUCCUGCGUACACCUCCCCUCCUCCCUUCCCUCUGCUGGCCUGCCACUUCUCCUUCUCUCCCAGCCUGUCGCCUCUUUCCUCCAACACCUCCUUUGCCGCCACACUUUCACACUCCCUGCCCACCAUGCCUGCUCCUGUUAGUUUCUCGCCAACUCCCCCUCUCUCAGGCCCACCCACACUCCACCUCCCCUCCCGGGCCACUGUGAGAUCCCCGAGGGAGGGAUUACCACCCAACUCUUCUUCAUCCAUAUGGAGGCCUUUCUUCUGAAGUGGGACAGACUGAAAAACUUCUGUUGCUGGUUACAGUCAAGCUUUACUCAAGUGGGGUGAGGAUAAACAAGGGCAGUGAGCCACCUAGUGGACAUUCAUUGUAAUGCUUGGGUAAAGAAAGAAUCUCAAACUGGCUGUGGUGCUCAGAGGAUGCCAUUUUUCGUGCAAUAUAAU